UUCGGUAAGUUUGAUUAGACGUGUUCAUCGAUUCUACUUACUAAGAAUCUCCUUUUAUUGAGUUCUAACACAGCAGAAACGGAUAGAUUAAUCAUAACACGGCAUUCACGAACGUUUACAAAAACGUUUGAAUGCGAGCUGCUUGUACACCAAUCAUCUUUCGCCAUAAAUGAAAACGCGUCGACUGAUAAAUAAGACUAAUUAUUUCAUGAAAGUGGUGGGAUUCGAAGGGGUGUCAUUACCGGCUGAAGGGAAGGCAAAGACUAAAAACCGGGCUUUUGGACCCAAUCAAACUAUGGUGAUUUUGUCUUUACUACAGUAGUGGUCGCUGAAGAACUUCAUCAACGAAUAAUGAUCACGCUUCAUUUGAUCAUUCUAAAUGCCAUUUUCGUGUACGUCUCGCCAGUUAACUCCUUGAUUAAUACAACUAUUAUUGACGAAGAAGUAUCUGUUUAUCAACCAGCAGACGUCAUUCUUGGUGGACUUUUUCCCGUUCAUUCAUCACGACUAGGAGGAAAAUGCGGAGAUUUAGACAUGGAAAGCAUUGCGCUUAUCGAGGCCAUGAUUUACACGACUGAUAGGGUAAAUAGAGAAUCUUUAAUACCUUGGAAUUUAACUCUGGGUUACGAUAUCCGAGACACUUGCAAUCUCGUAGCAGUUUCUUUGAAACGAACUUUAGAUUUUCUGUCAGAGAAGAAAUACUCGAUUACCGAUGGCGAUUUGGAGCGAUGUGGAAGCAAUGGCCGACAAUCCUGUGAUGGCAAACUCGUAUCUGUGAUUGGUGCUGGACGAAAUGAAAUUUCUGUGGCUGUUAACAAAGUUUUGAGCGUUUUUGAAAUUCCUCAGAUCGGCUAUGCAUCGACUUCGGGGAUUUUGAGUGACAAGUCAAGGUUUCCUUCUUUCUCAAGAACAGUUGUUCCUGGAUCACAUCGACCAAAAGUCAUGUCAAAAGUCGUAGCUCACUUCGGAUGGACGUACGUUGCUUUGGUGACUUCUAAUGAUCCCCAUUGGAGAUCUCUGUCAAUUAAAUUUAAAAACCUCGCACACUCCAAGGGAAUUUGCAUCGGAAUAGAAGAAACUUUACCAAACAAUUCCUCUGCAAAAGAAAUGCAGUCUAUUAUUGCCAGAAUCAAGUCGAAAGAGAAAUUAAAAAUCAUUCUGUUAUUUACUUCACCUCUUGAUACAAAUAACAUUAUCAUUAGAGCAGAUACUGCGAAAAUGACAGGAAGGGUUUGGGUGGCAAGCGAAGUUUUGGCCGGUUCUUCCAGUGUCAUGUCGGAGCAUGCGAGCGUUACGCAAGGAAUGUUGGUCAUCGCGAAUAAACUGGAUUCAGUAGCUGAGUUUGCGAAAUACUUUGAAAACUUAAAUCCUGCUCAAAACACGAGAAAUCCUUGGCUUAGGAAUCUGUGGGAAAAGGUCUUUGACUGCUCCUUCAUGGAGACUAAUAAAAAGAUGUGCAAGGGCACGGAGAAAAUGAAUGGGAUACGUCACAUGCUGUCGUUUUCACACGUCAAUCACGUGAUAGAUGCUAUUAUGGCCGUGUGUCACGUGAUCAAGAGGAUCUGUAAAGAAUUUAUUCAUGUAAAUGAUACUCGUGGCAAAGAAAAGUGCCUUAACGAACUAACUAAAACCAAAGUAUUAUCAGAAAUGUUUCUGGGGCCCUUCGUAUUUCAGAGUUUGUCAAAUCGAAAAGUUUAUCUCGAUUCAAACGGCGAUGCUGUUAGCUCUUACAGAAUUGAAAAUCUCCAGAUAAGUUUUCAAGGAGCGAAAUUCCAAACCAUUGGAAUGUACUCUGGUAAUACCCUUGACAUCGAAAAGAACCAAAUACAGUGGCCAAACAAAAGCAUCACGCAACCAUUCGGAAAGUGCAGUUUCCCAUGCAACGCCGGCAGCUAUAGAAUCCAUGUAGGAUCAAGAUGCUGCUGGAAAUGUGCUAAGUGUCCUGUAGGUUCCAUAAGCAAAAAUGGCCUCAAAUGUACUGCGUGCCAAAGUGGCUUCACUUCCAAUGAAAAUAACACUUCAUGCAGAAAGAUCAUGCAUGAUUUCUUUGGCUGGGGUACAAAAGAAGCGGAUGCAAUCAUCGCUGUUUCUAUAAUAUCCUUUGUGCUGUCCCUGACAGUAUACGUCACACUCAUUAUAUACAAGACAACGCCCAUAGUAAGUGGUCUUGGAAGCGAUACAAAUUUUCGUCUCUUGUGGAGCAUUAGCUUCGGGGUGCUGGUUCCAUUUGCAUACAUAGGGUUACCAUCUGACAACAUGUGCAAGAUACAGUCGGUUCUCUUUGGCACCAGUUUGACGUUCACCAUGUCAUUAGUUCUGGCAAAAGCCAAGCAGUUGACUUCCAAACGAAAGAAACUUGCAUCAAGAUGGUUGGUACGGAUUAACAGUCAAAGUCAAUUCAUCUUUUCUUUAUUUCUGACCAUCGUAGAACUCUUCAUUUGUAUACUUUGGAUCAUAAACAAGCCACCAAGUGCACAGAUUAGAGAGGAGAGCGCUGGUAGAAGCAUAGUCGUGUGCGACAACACUACUUCAGCCUGGUACGCCUUGUCUGCUUUCCAUAUACUUGUCAUAAGCAUAGCUUGCACAUACUUGUCUUAUAGCGUCAGAAAGCGUCUGGUCAAUUAUUCCGAGGCGAAGUACAUAUUGUAUGGUAUGAUUGCAUUUUACACGAUAUGGGUAAUCUUAACCGCAGUUCUCUAUGGAACACCAGUUGGUCUACACGAUGUCGCCAUCAACUGUUUAGCGAUUAUAGCAUCACAGUUGAUCUUUUUGGUAUUCAUAUUCUUUCCAAAACUGUAUAUCGUCUUUUUCAAAUCAAAGCUCAACAAGGAUGCCGUAUUUUAUGCGUUGAUUUCCGCUGACCACGAAAUCGAAUGCGCAUGUAAAGAUUCAAAGGAGAAGCUAGAAGCUGAGCAACCGUCAACUAGACCUCAUUCUUUAAGUUUCAGAGAAGUUAGCUCCAGGGAAUUUCCAAGUGAUUUGAGUCUGGAAACCAAAACCUUUCGCCCAUCUUUGUUGAAGAAGCUUUCAGCGUGGCCUUGUUGCGCGUGCUUACAGCGUGACAGCACGUCGGCCGCGGAUUUUUCCGAUUCUCGUGAGAAUGUCAACAAUCGUCUAGCUCUAAAUUCGUAUCCUUUACCAAUCAUAUCGAUAGAAGAGGGAUCAAGAAGUCAAACAAGUGACCCAGGGUAUAACGUCAGGGAUGAUGUAAUUACAAACUAUCCUACAGAUCGUUGCAAUUGUGACUUCCAUCCCCCCGAAGACCAUGAAUACCAGGCAGAGAAUAUAGUAAGUCUGACAGCAGCAGAGGAUCGAGGGGCGAUUCGAGGGGCUAAGAUCUGGAACAAACAAAACGGGUCGAGUGAAGACAAACUUGGAAAACGAAGAUCUCGUUGUGAUAAUGGUGCUCCAUGCGAGAAGCCAGAGGAGAAGCGUAUUUCCAGAUUGAUUAUGAAAGGUGGACAUAUUCAAGAGGAUAAUUGUCUUGAGGGGGCAGUGAUCACAAACGAACACGGUCGUAUUUCCGAGAGUACACUGUGAAACACCUUGGAUAGACAGACAAUUUAGAACAAACUGAGAAUUGGACAGACGUAAUAGACACAGCGGUAAUAGACACAGCGGUACGUCUGCAAGCAGGACACACAGCAAAAGCAAGCACGAGGAGCGCCGCAUUCAUUACACCCUGUCAGAUGAGAACCGCGAAGAAGGCCAGAAUGAAAAGUAACCCCCUCUCCCCUCCAUUGAAAAAAAAAAAAGUUUGAAGAAACGCAGGAACGAUUGCUAGACAGCAUGCUCGAAGCUAAGUAUCGC
Messenger RNA from Actinia tenebrosa (Australian red waratah sea anemone), 3810 nucleotides. Its product is annotated as metabotropic glutamate receptor 3-like. Gene Ontology annotation, biological process: G protein-coupled receptor signaling pathway. Lineage: Eukaryota; Metazoa; Cnidaria; Anthozoa; Actiniaria; Actiniidae. The record is from RefSeq and is a predicted model, not a curated record. Gene Ontology annotation, cellular component: membrane. Gene Ontology annotation, molecular function: G protein-coupled receptor activity.